AUGUCCGAGUACACCCCUGUCGUCUUUCGCCCUAUCGCUACCGCCAGCGUCCAAUUCAGCAUCAGCGUCGGACAACUCCUCGCCAACGUGGCUAUCAAGGCUUUCGGAGAGUUGGAAUCGCAUUGGGCGUACCGUGGACCGUUCGCAGUUCAGCUGCCAUUCUGCCUCUUUCUUGUGGCAGGUCUACCUUUCUCUCCAGAGACUCCGUGCUACCUUGUCCGCAGAGGCAAGAGAGAUCAGGCCAAGGCCUCGCUCGCCAGGCUUUACGGGAAAGGCUCUCGAGACGACAUCGAGACAAAGGUCUGCGCAUUGGAGAACACCCUUGCAGAGGAGGGCAACAAAGACGCAAGCCUAUCGUCUAUCAUGCUGUGCUUUCGGGGCACCAACCGCAUACGCACUAUGAUAUCGACGUUUGUCUUUCUUGGACUACAUUGUACGGGCACCAUCUGUAUCGUGGGAUACAGUACCUACUUCUUCCAGCUAGCUGGGCUGCCGACGCGUCGAACCUUUGACUUGGGCGUCUGUGUUACGGCUGUUGCGCUCUUUGGUGUCUGCUGCAACUGGGUUGUUAUAAACAGACUUGGCCGGCGGAAGAUCUACGUUUCGGGAAUUUUUUGCCUAACGGCACUUCUCUUCACGAUCGGCAUCAUUGAUGUCAUUCCCAGUGGAGCGGGCAAAACAGUGGAGGCGGCCUCUACUGUCGCUUUCGCGUUCAUUUACACAUUUACCGUGGGCUCUUGCGCCUUUGCCAUCCUUGGCGAGGUUAGCUCCGUGUCCCUCCGGGCGCCGACUGUGGCGCUGGCAACGGGCAUGCAAGCAUUCUGUGGCAUCACGUUCAACCUCAUCAUUCCCUACAUGAUGAAUCCGGAUCAAGGCAAUUUGAAGGGCAAGGUUGGUUUCAUUUUUGGCGUCUCGGCGCUUUGUGCUGGUGUUUGGAGCUUUUUCUUUGUCCCUGACCUGGAGGGGCGUUCAUUCAAUGACAUUGACCGCAUGUUUGUUGCCAGGGUACCUCCACGGAAGAUGGGUUCGUACAAGCUUAAGGGGUGA
Molecule: messenger RNA, 1047 nt
Organism: Purpureocillium lilacinum
Lineage: Eukaryota; Fungi; Ascomycota; Sordariomycetes; Hypocreales; Ophiocordycipitaceae
Source: RefSeq, a predicted model, not a curated record